This is a messenger RNA of Tachysurus vachellii, 1767 nucleotides long. Its product is annotated as serine hydroxymethyltransferase, cytosolic-like. Gene Ontology annotation, biological process: L-serine catabolic process; protein homotetramerization; purine nucleobase biosynthetic process. Lineage: Eukaryota; Metazoa; Chordata; Actinopteri; Siluriformes; Bagridae. The record is from RefSeq and is a predicted model, not a curated record. The transcript has 13 exons. Bases 120 to 1652 code for a protein of 510 amino acids. Gene Ontology annotation, molecular function: mRNA 5'-UTR binding; cobalt ion binding; mRNA regulatory element binding translation repressor activity. Gene Ontology annotation, cellular component: cytosol; nucleus; cytoplasm.
GUGUCUUGCUCUGCUCACUCACAGUCACACACAGAACUCGCUCAUCCCUAGUAAAAAGCUGUGUUGCUGAUGGUAAAAUCACACAUCUUACACAGAGACAUCACAAAGGACGACAAAAAAUGAGCACAUUUGGUAAGAUAACCAGGAUUUUAAAGGAAUACUUGAAAGAAUAUCCACACGAUCGAUCAUUACACCUUGCCCUCAAGAACAUCGGAAAUACUAAUGAGUAUUACUUCAACAAGAGUACACGGGAGUCACAUGACCGUAUGAUGCAGGAGCCUCUCAGCACUAAUGAUCCAGAGGUAUUUAACAUCAUUCAGAAGGAGAAAAGGAGACAGAUAUACAGUUUAUCACUUGCUGCAUCUGGGAACUUUACCAGUCGUGCUGUUUCAGAGGUCCUGAGCACAUGCAUAGGCAACAAAUUUGUUCAACAAAGUCUUCAGUACUCUGGCGAAGCAGACAGCGUGGAUGAUCUGGAGCGUCUCUGUCAGAAAAGAGCGUUGGAGGUUUAUAGGCUUGACCAAGAAAAAUGGGGUGUAAAUGUACAGCCUUAUUCUGGAUCUUCUGCCAACUUUGCUGUGUACAUAUCAGUAUUGGAGCCUCAUGGGAGGAUCAUGGGGCUUGAUCCCUGUGAUGGUGGCCACCGGAGCCAUGGAUUUAUUUUGGACAAAGAGAAAUUCUCUGCCACCUCCCUUUUCUUUGAAUCAAUGUCCUACAAGGUCAACCGAGAGACUGGUUACAUUGAUUAUGACCAACUAGAGGAAAAUGCUCGUUUAUUCAAGCCCAAAUUAAUCAUUGCAGGUUCAAGCUCCUACUCACGUAACCUGGAUUACGGUCGUCUGCGGAAGAUAGCUGAUGAGCACAGAGCUUUCCUGCUGGGUGACAUGGCACACAUUAGUGGACUUGUUGCUGCUGGAUUGGUUCCAUCCCCCUUUGAUUACUGCGAUAUUGUUUCAACCUCCACUUAUAAGACCCUGAGAGCCUGCAAAGCUGGAGCCAUAUUUUACAGGAAAGGUGUGCGCAGUGUGGAAGCAGAAACAAGAAAAGAAACUCUUUACAACCUGGAGAGUUUGAUCUGUGAAGCUGUAUUACCCAGACUGCAGGGAGGAAGUCACAUCCAUUCCAUUGCAGGAGUGGCUGUAGCAUUGAAGCAGGCACUGACUCCAGAAUUCAAGGCCUACCAAGUACAAGUGCUGGCAAAUUGCAGGACAUUAGCAACUUCUUUAAUAGAAAAGGGCUACAAAAUUGUUACAGGUGGUACCGAUACUCAUCUUUUCUUGCUUGACCUUCGUCCGAACGGAAUCGAUGGAUUAAGGGUAGAGAAGGUGCUACAGGACUGCGCCAUUAGCUGUAACAGCAGCCCCUGCCCAGGUGACAGUGCAUUGCACCCCUUUGGCAUCCGUUUAGGAACCCCUGCGCUCACAUCACGAGGGUUUGUGGAGGAAGAUUUUUGCCUAGUGGCAGAAUUACUUCACAGAGGCAUUCAGUUGGCUGUGGACAUCCAGAAAAACAUGAACCCCAAUUCUACUUUCAAGGAGUUUAAGGAAACUCUGGCUCAAGAUAAAAACUAUCAAAGAAGAGUACGAGUAAUCCAAGAUGCGGUAGAGGCUUUUGCUGGAAAAUUCCCCAUGCCUGGACUGCCUGAGCUAUGAGACUAAUCCUCAUUCUCUGUUCCUGUAUCGGUGCUAUAAAAAGUACCUCAAACUUUAACUGUGCUAUAAAUGUGGGAGGAAAACACACAUUUUAUACUUUUAUACUUUAUAUUUU